GAUACCGCGGCGGACAGUCGUCCCAUACUAGUCGAAAGCUCCAACUAACUUCGUGUCGCGUCUACAUUCUCCUGCCUUAAACGAUAACAUCUCCGAUGUGAACCGGAAUAAUGGACCUUAAAUACUUCAUCUUGAUGAUUGCGUUCGCAACGGUCGAAAUAAAUGUCACUGAGAGUCGGCAGAAUGACAAAAGACGAUGGAAGAAUGACAAGAGUGUUUACUCUCAUUACGUUAACAUCUGCGAUAUACAAGACAGAGGGUCGAAGGUACAUUGCUAUUGUGAAAGUAUUAAGAUAAAGACCGCUACUAAAGCCGAUUGCUGGGUCUUCAACGGAGGAAUAGCUGAAGACGAUCCGUUUUGGUCAAAUUUUUACUCUCAACCGAAAAUCGAAAAGCUGACUUUCAACGUCCGAGCCGACGGCGGAUUGACGUACGUCCCCGCCAAAGUGAUCGUCAGGCUUGAACGCCUUCAGUAUCUAAACAUACAAUACGCCAAUAUCUAUAGCAUACCGUCAUUUGCCUUCACAAACUCGACGACGCUGCGGGAAAUAACUUUGCCUAAGAACAAAAUAGCGAAACUCGAAAAGAUGUCGUUCGCUCAUCUGAUAAUGCUGUCAAACGUCAGCUUAGUGGAAAAUCAGAUAUCGGAAUUGAAACGGGACGUUUUUUACGUCCUUCCCAAUUUGCAACGGUUGUACUUAUCGAAGAACACGCUCAGCGUUCUGCACGACGGAUGUUUCAAACAUCUAAACAAUUUAAUCAGGUUAGAUUUGGACAACAAUCUGUUGACAGUUGUCAUCCGCGAAAACUUCCAAGGACUGUCCAAUCUUAUUAUGUUAGAUAUGAGAAACAAUAAAUUAAGGAUGAUAGGAGACCUCGCGUUCGCGGAACUUUGGAGUCUCCAAGAACUUUACCUGGACGGGAACGAAAUAGAGCUCAUAGACGAACGGGGUUUAGGUGGAUUGACUCAGUUAAGGAAACUUUCGUUGGCCGAUAAUAAGUUGGUGACAUUGGAUGAAGGAAUUUUGGACGACGUUCAAAAGUUGAAUGUAUUGGACUUGAGGAACAACAACUUGGAAACAUUGAAGUAUGAGGUUAUGCAAAAUGUUCUGGAAAACAUGAAGUCGAAUUAUGCCGUAAUCUCUCUCGACGGUAACAAAUUAACUUGUGAUUGUCGAUUAUCCUGGAUGUAUAAACUGCGAAACGAGACAAAAAGUAAAAGAGUUAAAGCCUCUCUCAGUCGACUUAGUUGCGUCACCGAUGUAAAACUCAAAUCCAGCGCCUCUAACAAAAUAGAUAAAAACAACGAAAGACCUCAAAGAAUCAAUCAAAUUGGUCCUAGAAAGGUUUUCGACAAUGAUUAUGAAGAUGAUGACGUUGUUGAAGAGAAACAAUAUGAAGAUACGAUGCAAGAUCAAGAGAAUGAUGCCGAUGAAUCAAAAGUGGAGUAUCGACGUCGAUUACUAGAGAUUCCGGCCGAAAUGUUACCGUGCCCUAAUCGCUUAGUUUAUGAAGCCACUUACUCACCUCCCACUCAGGAUGAAGUGAAAUAUUACAAGGCUUCGUCAAGCGAAACGGUACCUUUGACCUUUAAUUUGAUAAUACUAUUUGCUGUCAGCAUCACGUUGUAGCACUUUGGAUUAUAAAAGCAGAUGUACAUAGCGCAAUUUUCUUAUUGAAGUGAUGAAUAUUUAAGGGAAUUUAAAUUAACAGUGUGCGUAAUGUUAUUUUAGAAUUGACAUAAAAUUGACGUUCAUUAAAAUUGUACAAGGACAAAAGUAAACAAAGAAAUUUUUUAAUAAAUUCUAAGUACAGUUUUUGCAAAUCAGAUAAAAGUUUCUACACUUACAAUGAAUUGCUUGAAAGAAAAAAUAUAAUUUAGUACUGAUUAUAAGAAAUAAGAAGACUUUAAGUUUUUUGUAUAUUUAAGCAAUUUAAACACAAGUAAUAUUUAGUUUGUAAAGUAAUUAUAAAUUUAAUCUAUGUUCGGAUCGAUUGUCAAAGUUUCUUUGUAGCUGAUAAUUUAACUUAUAGGAAUUGAUAGACUUAGGUAUUUGGAACCAAAAAUCGUUGAUGCUGUAAAUAAAGUAAUUGUAAUUUUCAAUUUAUCAUACACUGUAAAUAUUUCCUAGUAGUAAAUAAUUGUCAAAUUAUUUUCUCUACUAAAAUAUUUAACAUAGCACUCUGAUAAGUCAAUGGAUGGUCUUGUCAAAAGUAAUUUGUAGACGCUAAUGAAGGCUUAUUUCAACAUAGCUUUUGUUUGGGUUUCAGCUUGUUACAGAAAUACAAUGCUUAGUGACGUGCGAAUUACGUAAAAUGGAUUUCAGCCAUUAACAUGGAAAAUGUAUUGAAGACAUUUAGUAUAUUGAAAGUUUUCAGUAGCGAAAAUACGUUGUGACCCUUACUAUGGAGGCUCAUUAUGUGAAAUAUCUACAAUACAUUCUUCCAAACCCACAUCCACUAAUGGCUCAUAUUAUUUUCCUCUUAAAUUGACUAAGCCAUCACAAACUUGUAUUUUAUACCGUCGAAGCAUAGUAGGGGUAGCUUUAAUUAAACUAUUUGUAACUUCUAUAUUAAUUUUACAAGACUGUUCCACGUAGAUUUUAAGCUUCGGUACAUUAAUUUGGUAGUAAAAUUUAUUCAUAACGAAACACCGAUUUACAUACCGAAGAUUAUUUUGAAAACACAAAGUUCUGAAUUGGUUCCUACUGUUCGAAAUUUGUUUUAUUAUUAACAAAAUGUAUAUAAACACGAUGAUAUUGCUAUUCUAU
This is a messenger RNA of Manduca sexta (tobacco hornworm), 2771 nucleotides long. RefSeq names its product connectin. The transcript is spliced from 3 exons. The record is from RefSeq and is a predicted model, not a curated record. Gene Ontology annotation, molecular function: protein binding. Lineage: Eukaryota; Metazoa; Arthropoda; Insecta; Lepidoptera; Sphingidae. Bases 111 to 1631 code for a protein of 506 amino acids.